Cooperia oncophora is the source of this 411-nucleotide messenger RNA. The record is from the annotation of a GenBank genome assembly. Lineage: Eukaryota; Metazoa; Nematoda; Chromadorea; Rhabditida; Trichostrongylidae.
AUGGGCAAGAAGAAGCCGAUCGAUGAAGACGUUGCGCAACUGGUGGAAGCAUGUCGGAGGUAUCAGGACGAAAAGAUCAGUGCAACAGCGGCGAAUUUGCUCCUCGAAGAGCAGGAAGACGAGGUUGGCACGAUGCUGGCAGAUUCGAUCGGCAACUCGGUACGGACAGUGCUUUCGACGGUAGCGGGAGGUGUGCGGCCGACGGCUGCUAAACCACCACCACCUCAACCAAAACGGCUCACCCUUUCGCCGUCCUUUAUUGAAGUGGUGGUGAAACCGCCGCCGUCGUCACCGCCUCCUCAACAACCGUUUGUGCCAAAACCGCCACGUGCACGACCUCGCGUGGAACGGGAUCGCAAGACUUCCACCAUUGAGGAGGACGGGUUCGAAGAGGUUCGUUUAGGUUCAUGA